Messenger RNA from Macadamia integrifolia, 756 nucleotides. RefSeq names its product chaperone protein dnaJ 20, chloroplastic-like. The record is from RefSeq and is a predicted model, not a curated record. Lineage: Eukaryota; Viridiplantae; Streptophyta; Magnoliopsida; Proteales; Proteaceae. The transcript is spliced from 2 exons. Gene Ontology annotation, cellular component: chloroplast. The coding region runs from base 73 to 690 and encodes 205 amino acids.
UGUCAAGAUCAUCACAAACCACGAUCAACCCUGAUUCAUUCUCGAAGUAACAUAGAGUCUAAUCUAAGAAAGAUGAGUCAUGGAUUGAUUCCAGGAAGCGAAGCUCGGUUCCAUUGCUAUACAACACCUAUUACUUUGUGUAGAAGAACAACUGGAGAAGCCAUUUUCCUCAAUACCCAUCAUCCCAAAUUAAGCAUUUCGAUUGAAAAUCGAUCUGGGUCGUUCAGAACGAAGGCCGCCAUUAAUGAUGGGUUCAUACCUGCAAGUCUGGAGAUGAAUUUUUAUGAGUUGUUUGGGAUUUCAGAAAGUGGGUCUUUCUCAGAAAUCAAACAAGCUUAUAAGCAACUGGCGAGGAAGUACCAUCCAGACGUUUCGCCACCUGAAAGGAUAGCGGAGAACACGAAGAGAUUCAUUCAAGUACAGGAGGCGUAUGAGACAUUGUCUGACCCAAAAAUGAGAGCUUUGUAUGACAGGGAUUUGUCAAGGGGCUUCCAUCUAGCUUUCUCAGCUCGCAAUGGCUACCCAUUUGAUAAGGGAUUGGGAGAAAAAAAAUAUUGGAAAAGCAACUGGGAGUCUCAACUUGAAGGGUUGAAGAGGAGGAGCAUGAAGAAUGAUGAUUCAAGAGAGAACAACAUCUCAUGGGGAGCUCGAAUGCAUGGGAGAAAGAAUGAAUCAUCAACCAACUUAUAAUUUAUUAUUUUGAUAUAUACAUUUAUAUUUCACUUUCACUUUUAUAAUUUAUUUAAGGAGAAGUUA